Gadus morhua (Atlantic cod) is the source of this 7830-nucleotide messenger RNA. It is a transcript of the gene eps15l1a, whose product is annotated as epidermal growth factor receptor pathway substrate 15-like 1a. Gene Ontology annotation, cellular component: plasma membrane; cytoplasm; clathrin coat of coated pit. NCBI's taxonomy places the organism in Eukaryota, Metazoa, Chordata, Actinopteri, Gadiformes, Gadidae. The record is from RefSeq and is a predicted model, not a curated record. Gene Ontology annotation, molecular function: calcium ion binding; cadherin binding. Bases 72 to 2981 code for a protein of 969 amino acids. The transcript has 29 exons. Gene Ontology annotation, biological process: endosomal transport; endocytosis.
ACAAGCCGCUUCGCCCACUUGGGGGCGUGUUGUCUUCGGAGGGUGUGUGCGUUCCCGCAGCAACAGGGAAGAUGGCAGCCCUCGCAUCUCUCACCCAGUUGUCAAGUGGGAACCCUGUAUACGAAAGCUUUUAUAGACAGGUUGAUCCUGGGAAUACAGGACGAGUAGGGCCAACAGAAGCUGCCUUGUUCUUGAAGAAAUCCGGGCUGCCCGACAUCACAUUAGGAAAGAUCUGGGAUUUAGCUGACCCGGAUGGCAAAGGCUAUCUUGACAAACAGGGGUUUUAUGUGGCCCUACGGCUGGUGGCGAGUGCUCAGAGCGGACAGGAAGUCAGCCUAUCCAGUCUCAACCUCAACGCCCCCCCGCCCAAGUUUAAGGACACCAGCAGCCCGUCUCUGAGCAGCACCUCUUCGGUCCCCAUCGAGCCUCACUGGGCCGUCAGGCCUGAGGAGAAGAGUAAAUUUGACGGCAUAUUUGAAAGCCUGGCGCCGGUCAACGGACUGCUUUCAGGAGAGAAGGUCAAACCAGUCCUCAUCAACUCCAAGCUACCUCUGGACGUCCUCGGAAAGGUGUGGGACCUCAGUGACAUUGAUAAAGAUGGACAUCUGGAUAAGGACGAGUUUGCAGUGGCCAUGCACCUGGUGUACCGUGCGCUGGAGAAGGAGCCCGUCCCGGCGCUGCUGCCCUCCUCGCUCAUCCCACCCUCCAAGAGGAAGAGGAGCUUGGGCUCCGUGACGGCAGGGCCCCCAAGCCUCCCGGCCAGCCCGCCUCCGCCCAAGGACUCCCUGCGCUCCACUCCCUCGCACGGCAGCAUGAACUCCCUCAACAGCGCGGGCAGUCUGUCUCCCAAACACACGCUCAAAUCAGGACAGCAUACGGUGAACUGGGUGGUCCCUGUGUCAGAGCGCGGCCGCUACGAUGACAUCUUCCUGAAGACGGAUGCCGACAUGGACGGCUUCGUCAGCGGCCUGGAGGUCAAAGAGAUCUUCAUCCACUCUGGCCUUCACCAGAACCUUCUGGCCCACAUCUGGGCGCUGGCUGACACCAGGCAGAUAGGGAAGCUGAGCCGGGAGCAGUUUGCUCUCGCCAUGCACCUCAUCCAGCAGAAGGUCGGCAAAGGCAUCGACCCCCCGCAGUCCCUCACCCCGGACAUGAUCCCGCCAUCGGAGAGGAGCACCCCUGUGCCCAGUUUGUCUGGCUACAUGACCCCUGUGGGAUCAGAGAUGGUGGCUCUGUCUGAGAUGAGAAGGGCUAUAAUGUACAAGCUAUGGGACAGCUCCAGUUCGGUAGGCUCCGGGGAAUUUACGGGCAUCAAGGACCUGGACGACCUCAGCCAGGAGAUUGCUCAGCUCCAGAGCACUCUUGCAUUUACCCAGUGGAAUGCUCUCAGAGAGAAGUUUACACUGGAGCAGGACAUCCGAGAGACGGAGGACGCCAUCAGACACAAGGGUUCAGAGGUGCAGGAGAUGCAGAACGAGCUGGAUCGUGAGACAGCCAGUCUGCAGGAACUAGAAGCUCAGAAGCAGGAUGCUCAGGACCGGCUGGAUGAGAUGGACCAGCAGAAAAACAAGCUGGAGGACAUGAUGAACGAAGUCCGCAUCAAGUGUCAGGAGGAGUCCCAGAUGAUCUCGUCUUUGCAGAACCAGAUCCACUCCCAGGAGUCGGACCUGCAGAGCCAGGAGGAGGAGCUGUGCCGGGCCAAGGCGGACCUGGGCCACCUGCAGCAGGAGGAGAACCAGCUUGAGCAGAGCCUGGCCGCCGGCAAGCUCCAGCUGGAGACCAUCAUCAAGUCCCUCAAGGCCACGCAGGACGAGAUCAACCAGGCCCGCAGCAAGCUGUCCCAGAUCCAGGACAGCCAGCUGGAGGUGUCCAAAAGCAUCGAACAGUACAACAGCAGCCUGAAUGGCACCCAUGGGGGCAGUAUGACCAACCUGGCAGACAUGAGUGAGGGCUUCACCGACCGGGAGAACGGAGGAUUCCCCCUCAUGGAGGACCCAUUUAAGAUGAAGCAGUCGGUGUUCAAUAGCCUGCCGCCGGAAGUCCACCCCGACCCCUUCACCACAGAAGACCCCUUCAAAACAGACCCCUUCAAAGGCGACCCCUUCCAGAAUGAUCCCUUCGCCAAGCAGCCAGUGGCAGCAGCCAGCGCAGAUGUGUGUCCGCUCCCCCCAGACCCGUUCGGAGGAGAUCCAUUCAAGGAGGCCGAUCCGUUCAAGGCCUCAUCCGAAGACUUCUUCAAGAAGACAGCAAAGGCAGACCCCUUCUCCAAUGCGGACCCAUUCAGUAAAAGCACCACACUCCCAUCCAAGCAGACCACCAGUCACUUUACAAGCAGUGACCCAUUCAUAUCAACUAGCCCCAAACCCAAAGGACCAGACCUGUUUGGCACGUUGGACCCAUUCGGCAGUGGUUCCUUUAGCAGCGGUGGCGGCGGCAGCAGCACCAGCAGCGCUGGGGGCUUUGCGGAUUUUAGCCACAUGGCAAAGACAAGGGACCCGUUCGAAGGCAGGGCCAGCUGGCUGCCCGACUACCAGAAGUCAGGGUUUGUAGAUGAUCCAUUUACCCGGAAGAAUGACACACCAGCUCUACCACCGAAGAAGACCGUUCCUCCGAGGCCGAAACCCCCCAGUGCGUCUUCUCUUAGCAGAGGCAGAGCAGCAUUCAGUAAGACCACCCCUGUCAGCAUGUCCAGCGACCCCUGCAAACCUCCCCCGGACCCCUUCCAGCCCUUUGGAGUGGAGGCCGCUGACCCCUUCGCGAGCAAAAAGACCCUGGGAGACCCUUUCAGCGGCAAAGACCCCUUCGCCCCGUUUUCAGCAACAAGACCUGAAAAACCCAAGUUUGGGAACGAGGCCCAGCAGAUGGAGUGGGCCAAGCGGGAGAGCGAGCGGGCCGAGCGAGAGCGGCUGAAGAGGUUGCGGCUGCAGGAGCAGGAGGACCUGGAGCUGGCCAUUGCCCUGAGCAAGGCAGAGAUGGCAUGACCUGAGACACACACACACACACACACACACACAUGCACACGCACACACGCAUAGACAUAGAUCAGUACAGGACUAACCCUCGAGACUGUUGAGACUCGCAUACAUGUAAACUCAUCUCAAACGCAUUCUAACGUUUUCCUUCAUUAGAGAAAAAAAAAGGACAAAAUACAACAUUUGCACAUAAGAGCUACUACUGCUGAACGUGCAACCCCCCCCCCCCCCCCCCCCCCCUCCCGCCCACACACUCAACUGGAAAAACAGAACGAAUGAAAAAAAUCAAGCAAACUUCUGGAUGGGUCUUCGCACUGCGACCCAAAGUAGACGUACCCCUUCUAUCUCCCAUGUGGUCGGGUCAGAAGCACAGGGUUGUGAGCCCACAAUCAGUUGACAUGUCUGGUGAAUGUGAGCAGAUGAGACAAGGCUACUGAAGGGUGGGCCUGUUCGUUGAAGAGAGGGUUGUUUUGUUGUUAUUGUUGUUAUUGUUGUUUGGAUUUGGAUGAGGCGAUGCACUGGGCUAUAUGGGUUAUAUGCACUAUAGUGGCUGGAAGAGGUGGCCCAUAUGCUUAACGUGACUGUACGUAAGUCUAGUGUCACUGGAUCGCCAAUGCCUUUUUUAGUGAGGAAUUCCUUGACACUUUUAAAGUCAGUGUUCAUUUUUUCAGGUCUCUCUGGUAGAUUAACUGUUUCCUAAUGUUUCCUAAGUAAUCUCAGUUUGUUUGUUUUUUUAUGUUUUGAUGUAUUUCUUCCCACUCCUUGUAAGCCAAGCAGCUACUUUUCCAGGACUAGUCUUUUAUUGCUCUCUUCUCAUCAUCUAGUUGCUCAAGUAUUAAAAUGCCAAGGUAUUCCUCCAGACAGGAAUAUUUCCCCACCAAAAUACAUUGGAUUUAUAUGGUUAUAGCAUUACACUGGAUGGGCCGUGUCCCUGAAAUUCAGUAUUUCCCAAAUGCGUGACAAUGUGUGUUUCUACAGUAUCAACGUGAUGUAUGCAGCUGUAACUCUGGGGGAAAAUUAAGCAUGCAUGAGUUUUACUUUGGUAAGCCUUGAUAUUUUGGUUAUCACAACGCUUUUUUAACAAUUGAUUUGGAUUAUUUGUUUGCCGAGUGAUGAUCUUCUCUGCUAAACGCUCCUUGCUGAUGUGAAAGUAAUCGUUUUAACAGACAUCAGAUCUCCCUAGAACAUUAGAAGUUUUAAAUCACAUACCUUAGGAAAGUUGCCAAUGUGCUUCUCUAACACGCUAACUUUGAGCUGUAGAAAGAAGCUUGAGGUCCAAAUAACAUUGGAAACAAUGCAAAAGGACUACUCUCCCUUUUCUAUUGGAAUAACAGACUUAUUACACAACAUGUAAAAUAUAAGAUGACAUAAAAACCCAAUAUGGUCACACGCUUCCAUCUGAGAGUAGCAAACAUAGGUGCAUAUAUAGCAUAUGGGUCCACAGGUACCAGACCCACCCCACAGACCGCUUCUGUUGCACUGUGUCCAGUAUAGGUUAUCAGACGGCGUUCAUCUCUCAUCUCGCUCAUACAGGUGUACUAUAAACGUACUACUGUGAAAAACAAACCCCUGCUCAUCCCUACACUGAAAGGCCAGAUGAGGGAAUACAUUUCCUAUGUUUUACCUACCGUUACACUUUUUAAGAGCUCUAAUUUUACCCCUUUUGGUUUUAUUUCAAUGUGUGAUCGGUUGUAUUAUUUUUGACGUGUUUCAUUCGUUUUUAAGAGAACAUCAAAAGAGAAUGUAUAUUGUUGAGUGGUUUUAUGUUGGUGUGAAAUCAGACUGUAGAUGAACAACAGGCACAUGGUGCGGAGGGCUGGAGGCGAGUGGGAAACGUCAGGUCAUUUUGAGUUCUCACUGGUACAACGGGUCAAUGUGGGAAUACCCUUUGUUAUUUUCAAACGUAUUAAGACAUUACAUAGAACAACAUGGCCCUCUGGGUACGCUUGGUUUGGUAUGUAUGUUUUAAUAUUUUUUUUUACUUGAAUUUGCUAACCUGUUUUGUGUAGUUAGUUUCAACUCAUGUCUGGGACAGAAAGUGGGAGAAUCUGCUGGAGCCAAGCCCUGUUGUUUCCCCUCAUGCUGUGUUGUGUUUGAUACAUGUGUUAUGCUUUGUGUUAUAGUUUGUAUUUUGUUUUCAUGACCAAUGAUAAGCUUCAGUCAGUGUUUUGCUGAACAGGUUGUAACAAUACCUGUUGUAUCUUUUAGUCAUAUUUAAAUUAAGAAUACUCGCAAAGAUCAACGACCUUCAGAUUGAGUUAUUUGUCUCUCAAAUGGUCUAAGUGGAGUCAUGCUAAACUGGUUUUGUUCUGACAGUAUCUCAAUUCAAGUCACAAUUUACAUUGGCCCUGACAAGAUGAUCAGAAAUGUCCUGCAGUAAUUAUGACAUUUAAUUUCCCCCUGAGACACAUUUGUCUGCUUGGAUAGGAAAAAAGUUUCAUUCUUGUUUUUAUCCACUCCUAUUCGUUCAAAUGUAUUGAUCUCCUUGGCCGAUUCUUUAUUGUGGAAGGUUUGUGUAAUAUUGUUAUUAUUGCAUAUCAUUUGUAUUAUUUUGCUAUAGACAUGACAACCCGUAUUCUUGUGUGAGCGGCCAUCUUGUUAUAUAGCCUCUUACUCCUGUCAUUCACGUUAGCUUGCCAUAGCUUAAGAGAAGGAUUUCAAUCGUGUGUACUGUUCAUAGGCGAGAAUGCAUUAGUCUCCUCAGACUUUAGUCUUCACAACCAAAAGGGACGGCUAGUCUCAAGCUUGAAAAGCUCCCUUUCUGCUUAUACAGCCCAUUAUUCUCAAUAAGUAAUGUUAACGUUACUGACAAUGUACAUUUUAGAUGAACUAAAGUGCCACUUUUUCACCACAAUGUGACAGGAGCCCUGUGAAGGAAAAUAACUCGACAAGCGUUUUAAAAUGUCAAAGUGGCCCUUUAAAAUUAGGCCCGGGCCGUUUGUGGUGUUCUAAUCACUGCCAGAUGUCUUGGCUGCGUUCGCAGAGCAAAAACAUUGUGAAAUGUUCAGAUAGAAGCAGAAAUAUAUCAUGUAGAACAGAUGUGUCUUUUAUAGGAGGCGGAUAAGGUGAUACCGUUGGCUUUGGCCCGCGGACCCUCAAAGGAUCUCCCAACGAGAACCUUUUUUGUAUCACAGACAGCAAUCUUAUGCACACAUAACUCCUAAAGCUCACAGAGGAACAUCUCAUUUGUAAUGAGCUAUCUCGAUGGACUGAUUUGAUCCCUGUCCAGUGUGUAAAACAGAAGAAUCACAUGAGAGCAUAUAUUUCCCAUGAACGCCUGCCAUAAUUUGAAUUCCUCUUUGUACCAAUAACAUGCAAUCAAUACAUCCCAGCUUUUGCACUCGCGCGUUGGUAUAAAAAGGUGUUUUCAUGGGGAAUAAACAAGACUACCCUACUACUGUCGAAUGCUGCUGGCACAUCCAGUCACUUGACUGGACUCGCUGGGUGCUGUAGAUCCACAGCGGUUUAGAGAGGGAUGAAUGGUCAUCCGCCGCCCCGCGUCUGCUCUGUGUUGUAUAUUUCUCUGUGCUCUAGUCGUUGCUAUAGCUAGUACCUCAGCAGGUCCUCCUGCUCCAUCCAGCAAUGUAACGCUCCGUGCCGACCCACCCUCACAGACAGGUACCACGUUCAUGCUGUAUUACGUUCUAAUACCUCCACUGUGCAAUAGAUUUGGUGUUUUUACUUGUUUUUUGUUUCUCGAGAUAACUGUGACAUUUUUUUCUUUUUUGGGAUUUUUGAUAUGUAUUAUUUUUGUACAAUUUAUUUAAGCAUGACUUUAAUGCUUCGGCUGCUGUCCCUUGUUUAUCAUAUGUUUUAUUUGCUUUUAUUUCAUUCUGCCCAGAAAACCGAACAAUUCAUGAGUGGAAUCUCCAUUCAACACAACAGUGGUUCACAAAUCAUUUGAAAUCUCUACCUUUACCUGUUUACCUGUUUGAUACAGAUACUUUUUUGGAUAUUAACUUUGUUAGUCUAAUACUGCAAGGCUUGUUUAAGGGUGCCACUCUUUAUUUUAGAACGAAGAUGUUGAGUUUCCACUAAUAAGCAGGCAGAUAGAUAGAUGAUUACUAAUUGGUCAGAGACCUUUUUGUGGGGAGGGGGGCUGAAGCUAAAUGCAUUUCUGUUGUCACAUUUGACCUGCCCUUUUCAUGUAUGUGAAAUAACUCAAGCUGUCUUUAUUUAAAGAUGCAUACAAUGUGUAUACAAUCUGUAUAGUGUUCCAUGUCUGUUAUACCUAUGUCAUGUCUGAUAUAAUAUAGGAGAUAAGAAGAUUACAAAGAAAACAAAUUAAACAAAAAACAUUUGAGGGAUUUACUCCCAAUGAAAUACAAUUCAGUUUAUUUUGAAUAAUAAUUCUCACCCACGUGGUCUGUAGUAUUUACUAGAAUAAACAUUUCAGUUAAAUUAAGGGAAAUGCAGUUUUUUUUCUCAUUUACUGCCAAACAGAUAACAUCUGUGAAGCCUGCCAUGGCUGAGCAUCCAUUGUAGACCCGAAACAGAAUUUUGAAGACUUUUUUUUUAAGGGGUAAUGGAUUAUUUGACCAUUACCAUCUAGAGUAGAUCCUCCUUCUUGUGUAAGGAAUUCAAUUUCUGUCUGUUUCUCAGAGUAGUACCAGAUACACUUAUUUUGCCGUUAUUCAUCCUUUUUGAAGACUAAAACCGCUGCUGUUGUGAAGCAAAAUAAGCAAAAAAAAAUCUUUGUCUUUCUCUUUUUUCGAAAUAUGUGUUAUUUCUUUUGAAUGAGGCUCACAAUAAAGCCUACAAGUAAUCGGAGAACUAAAUGAUGUGGCUUAAAAUUGAGCCAAUGUGCCGCUUUGAGGCGACUGUAAUGUGAUUAAAGGAUACACAUGCCUCGACUUGA